AUGACAGCCUCGGCGAGCGCAGGCGAGGCAAACCUUGGCCCUCAUCACCAUCCGUAUUUCCCUCCAGCCGUCGUGAUCCCUCACUACAUCCCCAGCACGACGCCGCUGCUCGAGAUCCUCGCCCCCUUUGCUGCCCUCGCAGCCCUCGCCAUCAUCCCAGCCGUAGUGUUUGCAAGGCGACACACGAGCCGCACAAUCGACCAGUUUGCGGCUGGCUGGUUCGCUCUCUGUGCAUUUCUACACAUUUGCUUCGAAGGAUACUACAUCGUCAAUAGGACCAACAUCGCCGGCCUAAACACGCUGUUCGCCCAACUCUGGAAGGAGUACACGCUCUCUGACUCGCGGUACCUCACCCUCGAUGUCUUCACCGUCUGCGUCGAGACCAUCACGGUUCUCGUCUGGGGCCCUCUCUCCCUCCUAACCGUGCUGGCCAUCGUGUCCCGCCGCCAUGCGCUCCGCCACACUUGCCAGAUCACCGUGUGCGUCGCGCACCUGUACGGCGUUGCGCUGUAUUACCUGACCAACUGGGCCGAGGGCGUCUCCUACAGCCGCCCGGAGGUGCUGUACUUUUGGGUCUACUAUGUCGGGUUUAACGCGCCCUGGGCCACCGUUCCGUUGUGUAAGCUUGGAUCCUGA
Messenger RNA from Clonostachys rhizophaga, 636 nucleotides. The record is from the annotation of a GenBank genome assembly. Lineage: Eukaryota; Fungi; Ascomycota; Sordariomycetes; Hypocreales; Bionectriaceae.